AUGUCGACGGGUGUUUUGCAAUUCGUGAAAGGUGUCGAUUUUUCGCGCAAUGAUUUUUCGGUGAGCAAAAAAAUUAUUUUUAAAAUUUGUCAUUUCCCGCGUGAAAAAAAACGUGAUUUAUUUCAUUUUGAGAAAAAAUUAUAUUUCUAGGGUACUCGAUUUCCGCACGAUGUCGAACAGAUGACACAAAUGACAUGGCUGAAAUUGAACAAAUCAAAUCUGGAACAAGUUCCUGAUGAAUUAUCAAGAUGUGAAAAUUUGGAGCAUUUACAAAUGGCUCACAAUCAAUUGACAUCAGUUCAUGGAGAAUUGUCAGAUUUGCCAAGAUUGAGAUCGGUUAUUGUGAGGGACAAUAAUGUGAGCCUUUUUAUUGGGUUAUAAAUUUUAAAUUUCAUUUUUGAUUGAUUUGCGCUCUAUAAAUAUGCCGCAGUCUAAUCCGGAUUAAUCAAACUCAGAAAAAAAAACAUAUUUUUGCAGCUCAAAACAGCUGGAAUUCCAACGGAUAUAUUUCGAAUGAAAGAUUUGACAAUUAUCGAUUUAUCUCGCAAUCAAUUACGAGAAUGUCCACCAAAUCUUGAAUAUUCGAAAGGAGCAAUUGUUUUGAAUUUGAGUUUUAAUAAUAUUGAAACUAUUCCGAAUAAUGUGAGUUUUGGGUCGGGAAAAGGGGAAAGGAGGGUUUAGGAGAAAAAUAUUUUUGAAAAUUAAAUUAUGCCGCAAAAAAAUAAUGAAACUUUUAUUAUUUAGGCUUGCUCAUGCCUAUUUUCAGGCUCAUAUAUAGGCUUUACUUCAGCUCUUUUCGAGCCUCAUUAAAACAUUAAUUAAGGCUGAAAUAGAAGCCUAAAUUCAGGCUUAACUCUUGUCUCAAAUAUAGACAUUUCAGGCUUGUGCAGUUAUAAUUCCAGGCUCUUCCAGGCUCAAAUUCCAGCCUGAAUAUAAGCUCAUUCAAGCCUCAUUUUUACAGGUUUGCGCGAAUCUCAUCGAUCUGUUAUUUUUGGACUUAUCGAAUAACAAACUGGAAAUGUUGCCACCGCAAAUCAGAAGGCUAACAAUGUUACAAUCUUUGAAAUUAUCCAAUAACCCAUUGACACAUUUUCAAUUGAAACAAUUGCCAAGCAUGACUAGUUUGAGUGUAUUACAUAUGUCAAACACAAAUCGAACCCUUGACAAUAUUCCGCCUUCCUUGGAUGAUUUGAAUAAUCUUCGCGAUGUCGAUUUCUCAUGCAAUGAUCUUCCCUCAAUUCCCGAUGCUCUUUUCAAAUUGAGAAAUUUGAGGAAAUUGAAUUUGAGCGGAAAUAAAAUCGAGAAAUUGAACAUGACUGAAGGCGAAUGGGAUUUGUUGGAGACGCUGAAUGUUAGCGAUAAUUUGAUCGGGUGUUUACCGGAUUGUAUUGUGAAAUUGGAGAGAUUGUCGAAGUUGUAUGCGUCGGGAAAUCAAUUGACCUUUGAGGGUGAGUAGAAAAUGAUUUUUGAGAAAUUUGGAAAUGAGAUUGUAGUUCGAUUGAAAAUAUUAAUUUUUUGGAUUUUGAGAAAAAUUCUUAUUCAGAACCUGGAAUUAGAGUUUUUCUGAAGCUUUUCCACAAGCCAUUUUUCAGAGCAAAAAUUUUUUAGGGCGAAACUUUUCUGGAUUUUUUAAAAAUUAUCAAAAAAUCUCUAGAGCUAUUUAAAAAUCAGAAUUAUUAUAACUCUAGCAAGUUCCCACAAGAAUUUUCUGGGGUGAGCUUUUGACUGAAGAUUUGGAAAACUCGAGAUUUUUUGAAAUAAAAGUUGAUUUUCAGAAUUAUUUGAUUCAUACCAAAAUGAAGAUCCCAUUAGGCCUUUCACCUUUUUCCCCUCACAUUCUCAUUUUUUCCAGGAAUCCCAUCUGGAAUCGGAAAACUCCUCCAAUUAACCGUCCUCCACUUAUCAUAUAACAAACUCGAAUUAGUGCCCGAGGGAAUUUCACGAUGUGUUAAACUUCAAAAACUGAAAUUGGAUCAUAAUCGAUUGAUUACACUGCCAGAUGGAAUACAUCUGUUGCCCGAUUUGAAGCAGUUGGAUCUACACGAGUAAGUAUUGAUUUUUGGCAAAUUGAGAAAUUUGCAAAAAAAAAUCAAUGUUUUGCCAGCCCGUGGGAAAAUGAAGAUUUGCAUAUAUUAAUUUUAUCAUGUUGUUUUUUCCAGCAAUGAAAAUCUUGUAAUGCCGCCGAAACCGAAUGACGCGAGAAAGAAACUGGCAUUCUACAAUAUCGAUUUUUCACUAGAACAUCAGGUUAGUUUUGAUCUACCCCGCGGGAAGAAAAUAUGAGAGAUCAAACUACAUAUUUUUUUUGGCUGUUUUUUUUUCAUGAUGCAAUUAUUUUUAUUUUCAAAUUUUUCGAAACAUUCUGUUAUCAGUUUCAGUCACAAGUUUUUUUUUUCUUCAAAAAUAAAACAAAAGUUCAGACGUUCCCUUUUUUUUUUUUAGAAAAAGUGCACUUUUUUUUGCAAAAAUUGCUCCAAACUUUUUUCCUCGUCUCCUAGACCCAAAAAAAGAACACAUACAUUUCCGUCAAUUUUUUUAGUGUGCACAGCACAGAAAAAAUAUUUUCCGGAUUUUUUGGAGCCCCUAGAAAAAAAACACUAAAUUGUAUUAUGUUGUGUACAUUGGUGAGUUUCAUUUCUUGGAUUGCAGAAGCAGAAAAAAAUAUUUUAUUUUUUAUUUGCAACUAGUUUUUAAUAGAUUUGUUGACUUCUUCUUGAAAUCCACAAUAAUUUUUCAAAUUCCAUUUUUUUCAGCGAAAAAUCGCGGGUCAAAUGGCGAGCCCUUCUUCGUCAGUUUCAUCGAUUCAUUCUGGCGGUGCGAAACAGGACGCGUUGGCGAGGCGGAAGGAUUUCAUCCGCAGACGGAAGCAGCAGGCGGAUCAACAGGGAGCGGAUAAAGUUAUACAGGUUGGUAGUUUAUUUUUUGAAGGCGGCCCUAGGGGACAUUAGCCUUAGGACCACCCACGAAGCUUCUGAACUUGAAUAGAAAUUUAAUUUUGAAAGUUAAAAUCCUACUGUACGCAAAAUUGCGUCGCAGUGUUUGCACACACAAAUCCGCUGAACGUGGAGGCAAUUUAAAAUUUCUAGUUUGAUGAAUUUGCCACGUGGAUUUUUUUAAAACCCCAAUUUUGGAAAUAUUUUUGAAACUAUAGUCUAGUUUAGGAGUUUUUCACUUUUUUCAAACUAGACUCUAGUUUGGAUAGCAAAAUUAUAUUUAAAAAUUCCAUGUCCCUUUAAAGUCGUUUUGGUAUUUUUACUUUUAUUUAUUAUCAAAAUAAAUCAUAUCAAUUUGAUUUUGACCCCAAAAAUUCAUUGAUUUCUCAUCAAUUGUUUUUUCUUGUUCCUCUCCUUUUCCAACGUUUCCAAAUUUUUUCCGUUCAGGGAAUGUCAAAAAUCGCGGGAGUUGGCGCCGAAUUAACCGCUCGACAAGAAGAAGAAGAGGCCAAACAAAUUGAAUUGAAAAGUGCGGUGCAUUGGAAGUCGAAAAUGGAGAAACAGCGCAGCAAAAUUGAUUAUAGCGAGAUAUUUGGCGAUGAAGUCGGACACGAGGAGGGACUUUGGGUUUGGGAAAUUGAGAAUUUCUAUCCGUCGAUUAUGGAAAAAGCGUUUCAUGGAUAUUUUUAUGAGGCUGAUGCCUAUUUGAUUUUGAAAGCUUUUUAUGUGAGUUUUUUGGAGGGGGGAAAGGGACUGAAAUUGUAAAAUUUCCAAAAAUUUGAGAAGAUCAGAUAGAAAGCUUCAAAUGAAGUUCUGAAGGAUUUAGAAUUAGGUUAAACCUUUGGUUUAAAUUGUGGUUCAAUUUGUUAGAAUCGAAUCAAAAACUACUGAAAUUCAACGUGGCAUUUCAGAUUUUAAACAACUCACCUAAGAACCUAAUUAUCUAGGAUCCUAUACCUUCUAAAAUUCAUGUUUCCAGGUCGAAGGACAUCUAAAUCACGAAAUCUAUUAUUGGCUCGGCGAGCAUGCUUCACUCGAUAAAGGAAUGUGCGCAGCUGUGCAUGCUGUUGGACUCAGAAAUCAUCUCAACGCAUCUUGCCGGUAUCGAUUUUUUCUUGAUUUUUUAAAAUUUCCACACCUCAAUUUUUUGCAGCACCCAAAGAGAAGAAAUGAACGAUGAAUCGGAAGAAUUUCUGGAAAAUUUUGGCGAACAAAUUGUGUAUGUUGAAGGUGGAAGAACGAGUUCGGGAUUUUAUACAACUGAAAAAGCGGAACAUGUUACACGGUAUGUUUUUCGAGGAUUUAAAAAAACAUUUCUGAUCACGAUUCUGGAAGAUAUCUUAUGAAAAAUAGAAUAUUUUGGGUCCUGCCACGAUUUUGGAGGUAUUUAAAGGUGCAUAAACUUUAAAUUCGUGUCAGGACCCAAUUUCUGUUGAAAAAUCAAUUAUUUUGGGUCUUGCCACGAUUUUGGAGGUUUUUAAAGUUGCAUAAACUUUAAAUUCGUGUCAGGACCCAAUUUCUGAUGAAAAAUCAAUUAGUUUGGGUCCUGCCACAAUUUUGGGGGUAUUUAAAGGUACUUAGGAAAUAUUUUGAAUUAAAUUAAUUUUCAGUUUAUAUCGAGCCAGUGUAAACGGAACUGCUGUUGAAAUGGAGCCUGUUCCUUUGAGUGUUGAAUCAUUGGACCCAAGAUUCUGUUUCCUUUUGGAUGCUGGAGAUGUUAUGUGGAUUUGGAGCGGGUAUAAAUCGAGGGUAGGUUGUUUUCUGGAUAAAAUCAUCCCAAUUUCUUUCAAAUUUGCAGAUCACUGUGUCUAACAAGGCUCGACUUUUUGCCGAGCGACUAAAUAAACGCGACAGAAAAGGGAAAUCAGAGAUCGAGACUUGUCGACAAAUCAGAUGCCCUGAAGAAUUUUGGACCGCGCUAACCGGAAGCCCCAAUAAACCAGAAGGUCCCAUAGUUGAACAUGUUCCGGAGGGAUUUGUACCAGAAAGACGGAAGCUAUAUCGAGUGAAUAUUGGGAUGGGAUUCUUGGAAUUACCGCAAGUUGAACUACCGAAGGGAAUCGCCAAACAGGAUAUGUUGAACUCGAAGUGUGUUUAUAUUUUGGACGCGAAUUCGGAUAUUUUCCUGUGGACUGGCAAAAAAGCGAAUCGAUUGUUGAAAAUGGCUGGACAGAAAAUGGUUGUUGAAUUGUAUCAAAUGAUUGAGAGACCGGAUUAUGCGCAAUUGUAUCGAGAAACUGAGGUGAGACCUUUUUUCUUAAUGAAAAAAUCAGGGCUUUUUGAAUUUUCGGGCCAAAAAAAUCACAUUUUUACAACCAAAAUUCAAUGUUUCAAAAAUAUAUUUCAAGAAUUUUCAAAAGAUUUGAAUUUCAAAAUAUGGGGGCCAAAAAGCCACGUGGCAAAAAUUUCCAAUUUUUUUUUGGAAAAAAAUCCACGUGACAAAAAUGUUCAAAAAUUCAAAUUUCAAGAUUUUGGCACGAAAAAAACCACGUGGCAAAAUAUUUUUUGAAAAAAAAUAAGCAAAAAAUUUUCGAAAAAAAAAUCCACAUGGCAAAAUUUUAAAAACAAAUCGUAUUCAAAUUUUUUGGCACCAAAAUUCAAUGUUUCAAAAAUUUUCAAAAUAUUUGAAUUUCAAAAUAUUGGGGCCAAAAAGCCACGUGACAAAAAUUCUCAAAAAAUUUCAAAUUUCAAGAUUUUGGAACGAAAAAAACCACGUGGCAAAAAGUUUCAAAAUUUUAACUUUUCUUGAUUUCAGGGCGAGGAAACAAUGAUGUUCCGAUCGAAGUUUGCUGGAUGGGAUGAGAUUGUUCCUGUUGAUUUUACAAGAACAAGUGAAUCUGUUCAAAGAGUUCCAGAUCUCAAUGUGAGUUUUAUUUUUGAGCGAAGUUAUGACCCAAAAACCGGCCCAAAUUUUUCCAGACAAUUGUAAAACGAGACAAUAUGAUGAAAACUGAUCUUGGUGCACUUUUCCUUGAACGACAACCAUCAAUGCCUUUGGCUGAAUCUGAAGAACUUAUGGAAGAAUGCAAUUAUGAUCUUGAAUUGAUGGAAAGUUUUGUGUUAGAAGGUCGGAAGUUUGUGAAAUUGCCACCGAGGGAGUUUGGAAUAUUCUACACGAUGGAUUGUUAUGUGUUCCUUUGUCGUUAUGCUGUUUUGCCAGAAGAAGAUGAAGAUGAAGAAGAAGACGAGAAACCGGAGAUGGAUUUCAAAUGUGUUGUAUAUUUUUGGCAAGGAAGAGAUGCUUCGAAUAUGGGAUGGUUGAAUUUCACGUUCCAAUUGCAGCCGACUUUUGAGGAUAUUUUCAAGGAUAAAUUGGAGGUUGUCAGAAUGUAUCAGCAACAGGAGAAUCACAAGUUUUUGUCGCAUUUCAAGCGGAAGUUUUUGAUAAAACGUGGAAGACGUGGGUUGACACGGAGUUUGGGUGGAAAAUGGCCGGAAUUGUAUCAGAUGAGAGCGAAUGGAUCGAGUGUUUGUAAUCGGACGAUACAAGUUGAUUGCCAGUAAGAAUUUGAUUUUUUUUUUGGGCUCUCAAGGGACGGCUACUUGAAAACAAGAAUUUUCUAGGCGCAGCAGCCUGAAAACUAGGGUCUCUAGGCGUGGCUGCUGGAAAACCAGGGUUUCUAGGCUCAGGUACUUGAAACCCAGGGUCUCUAGGCUCGGCUGCUUGAAAACCAGGGUCUCUAGGCUCGGCUGCUUGAAAGCUAGGGUCUCUAAGCGCUGAUCCUCGCCAAUUGAAUUUCCUAGGCGCGGCUACUCAAGAACUAGGAUUUCUAGGCGUGGUUACUUGAGAACUGGGCACUCAAGGCACGACUCCUUAAAUUCUAGAAUCUCUAGACGCAGGUGCUUGAAAACUAGGGAGUCUAGGCGUGGCUUCAUGAAAAAUGGGGUUUUGAAUUUUCUAGAAAAAGAUUUUCUAACGACUUUUUCGAAAAAAUCGAAUUUUUUGGCUUUCCGAAUCCGAUAUAAUCAAAAAAAAAAUGUUCUUAUGCAAAACUCCCUUUUUUAUACAAUAUUCUUUUGAAUAACCCCUAUUUUUUCCAGAGCAAAUCAAUUGUGCUCAGCAUUUUGUCAUAUUCUCCGAAUCCCAUAUAAAGUUCCAUUAGAAACUGGUCAAAAAGGAAUAGUUUAUGUUUGGUAUGGAAAAGAUUCGGAAGAAUGGGAACGAGAUGUUGCCAAACAAAUUGCAUCCGAUCUUGUGAUUCGAGACGACGAUGAUAGUUUUGAUGUGGUUGAUGUUGAUGAAGGAAAUGAGAAUGAUGAAUUUUGGACAGCUUUGGGUGGAAAGAAAAAGUAUGUUUCUCGCUUUCUGAAUGAUUUUUCAAAAUCUGAUCAAAUUCCAGAUAUGAAACUGAAAGUUCAUUCGUCAAACACACUCGACUCUUCCGAUGUACCAAUGAGAAGGGUUAUUUCGCGGUAUCCGAGAAAACUGUCGAUUUUUGUCAAGAUGAUUUGGAUGAUGAUGAUAUUAUGAUUUUGGACAAUGGUGAUGCGAUCUUCCUUUGGAUUGGUGCUAGAUCAUCGGAAAUUGAGGCGAAAUUGGCGUAUAAGGCGGCUACGGUGAGCAUUUUGGGGUUUUUGUUGGGAAAACUACGAUGCUCCGCGUUCACGCGGUGAGAAAUAAUGCAUUUCGAACGGAAAAUUGGGAAAAAUGAUCACGGGAUUGUGGAGCAUCGUUAAAAAAAAUUUUGUCACAAAUCAGAAAAUCCUGGAAGUUUUUUUUUACAAAAUUUUGAAUUUUUGAGAUUCUUUCCGGAAAUUCCCGACAUUUUGAUUGCUCAUAUUAUUAUUUGAACCAUUAAUUUUUCCAGGUCUUCCAAGCGCAUCAAAAAAUGAAGCAAACUGAUCGUCCCCGAAAAUUGAUGCUAGUUUUACGAGGUCGCGAAAGUCAACGGUUCCGAAAAUGUUUCCAUGCUUGGGGAAAACAUAAAGAAGCAAUUGGAUCAUAA
Messenger RNA from Caenorhabditis angaria, 7879 nucleotides. The record is from the annotation of a GenBank genome assembly. NCBI's taxonomy places the organism in Eukaryota, Metazoa, Nematoda, Chromadorea, Rhabditida, Rhabditidae.